UGGUUCGACCCGGAAGGAACUGCAAAGACCAGGGAGGGACAGAAGGUCGGCAAGGAAGGGGCAGGAUACCAGUAUGGCGGGCGAGGCCAGUAGCUCCGAAGGCGGCCUUAGGAAGAUUGUAUCAUCCCUCUCGAGGGCACAGAACAAAAAUCAAGGCUACCUAGCAGAUGCUAAGAAAAAGUUGACGUUUGACGGGGCGAACAUCACGAAAUUCCUGACAGAUUACGAGAAUCUGGCCGCAUUGUUGAAAUGGACCGAAGAAGAAAAGAUGGACCACCUGGGGCAGCAUGUGUCUUUGAGCUUGGGGCGGGACAAAAUGGCCAUCGUAGCCACGAGUCGAUCCUGGAAAGAAACCCGGGAUGUGAUGAUGAGGAAACACCUGGCAGCGGAGAAAAUGGCUACGGAAGUCGAUUUAGCGGCAGUUCAAAGGAAGAACUUCGCAACGUACAAUGACUUCCUACGGGAGUUUACUCUGGUAGCACUAAGGAUCCCCAGGGUCACGGAUCGGAUAAUGAGUAAAUACUUCCUCAAGCAGUUCUCCAAGUUCGACAAAGACAAGAUCCUAUCGGCUUACCAACAAAUGAGCAAUUUUGUAAACACUAGGGAUGUUGAUUUCAGUACGGUAACGGAUCUGGCCGAGAAGACAGUAGUGACCGAGAAGUUGGCCUUGCUUCAGGAAGGGGAGGUCAUAAAUCUGACUGGUAGGAUAGGCGACAAGGUUAACAAGGGGAUUGAAGGUCUACAUGAGCGGGUGCACGGAGUCGACAACAAGAUUGAAAGGGUGGAGAACGCGCUACUGGUUAUGCAGGCGCAAGUAUCCCGACCCGCCCUUCCUCCCCAGGAAGCCGUAGUACCGCCAGGAAUAGCCAACCGAGGAUUCAGACGGAAAGAUCCCGCUAACGAACAAUGCAUGUACUGCACUGCGAUGGGACAUUAUGUAUGUGCAUGUUCAAAACUCAACCAUGAUAUAUUAAAAAGGAGAUGUACCAGGUCAUUAAAGGGAGAGAUAUUUGAACCACAGGGAGAACGGGUAAAUUGGAACUCGCCAGGGGGGAUGUGGCGAGCCGUUAUCAUGCUCAAUGGGCUAGAGAUAGCGGCAGUUGAGGCUGAGCCGGUGGUCGAUAUCAUCUGGGAUCAACUUCGGGGCCACGGGCCGCAUAUCAACUUUAUUCUGGAAAGCGACGGACACAAUAGGGUGAACGCGACCACUCGACUAGGGACAGCUGGGAGAAGAAUUAUCCGUGACACCGUGAUGAAGGAAGUUGCUGGAGGCUCCCCGCCCCAGGCAGAGCCCGAGGCCGGGGAACCGGAGAAAGUCUAUGGGAAGCCUAGGGAAGAGGAGCCUACGGACAAAGUCACCGCUGCUAAAAAGAAGUUUAGGUAUAAGAUUCCAAUCUUAACCAUGCCAGAGAUCGAUGACACCCUUAGCAAAUUACUAGGAACUAUGGUGUCGGUGUCGUUUCACACCAUGCUCCAGGCCAACCCUAGGUUGCUCAAAGGGCUUAGACAAUUGUUGACUCGACAACGAGUAGAGAUAGACGAAAACCCCGAAGCACCGGAAGAAGAAAGGGAGGACGAAGCUCCGCAAGAGGUCGCUAACCUUCAGAGGAAUCGCGGGGACUUAGAGGAUCUUGAGAAAGCCUUUGCGGACAUCCGCCUGAGUCUGCCAGAUCGAGAAGGAGGUGAGGUCAUGAGGGCACCCCCCAAAACAAAGCUCAACUUCCAUGCGCUAUCCGUGGGAAAAUUGAAGAUCCAGAUCGGGACUCAUCAUACCGACACAUUAGUAGACGGGGGAACAAAAAUCACUCUCAUAAGGAGAGAUUUCGCAACAAUCUCGGGUUGUACAGUAAAUAAGGAAGUAACAGGGAGCAUCCGGGGAGUCAGUGGGAAAAUCCCGUUCACUGGGUAUAUCACGAAAUGCGCAGUCAAAGCGGGAAUCAGGGAGUCAAUCUGGUCGUUUCAGCGGAUGACCGUAAUGGAGGAAAUGGAUCACGACAUAAUCCUCGGGAGACCAUGGUGUACAAACGUAGAAAUGAUAGGCAUGCACUUGCAUGAUGGCACGUACAUGAUAGAUAUAGAGGACCCAGUGACCGGCCGGGGUGAGCUCCUCCGACUCCUCGGGACGGGGGGAGACCCUCCGAAGGGGAAGUUUGCAACGUGGUCGCCGUCAUUCGAAGAUAGCGCACGAAAAGGGGCUUUCGCACGGAUGGAAGAACCUACAGCGUCGCCAUACGCGAACCGGUGGUUCGUCUUCCGGAAACCCAACAAGACGCUAAGGUGGAUUCAGGAUCUGCAGAAGUUGAAUGCGGUAACCAUCCGGGAUGCUGGCUCGCUGCCUCAGGCCGAUCUAUUGGCGGAAUUGCACGCCGGCCAGAGCAUUUACUCUCUGAUAGAUCUGUACUCAAGGUACGACCAACUUCCAUUGGAUGUUCGGGACAGGCCGUACACCGUUAUACACACCCCCGUAGGCCAGUUGCAGAUGCAAGUGACCCCUAUGGGCUUCACAAACGUGGUAGCCGAAGCACAGCGGAGAAUGCUCGUCGUAGCCGGGGACAUGUUCCCAGAGAAGUGCGAGUCCUACAUCGAUGACAAUCCGAUCAAAGGCGCGCAGGAGAAGAACGAGACAGAAGUCCAGCCAGGAAUCCGAAGAGCGGCGGUACUCACAGUUCAAGAAGAGGUCUUAGCCAUCUUGCAUUGCCUUAAGACAUUCCAGGCCUACCUAUUUGGGAGGCGGUUCAUCCUUAGGAUUGAUCCGACGAAUGUUGCAGGGGCCCUAAAGAAUUACAGGCCUAUAGAUCCGAUGGUGGGGAGAUGGGUAGGAUUUAUUUGGCAGUUCGAUUAUAAGAUCGAACGGAUUGCGGGAAUCAGAAACAAGGCAGAUGGGCUGAGCCAGAUCUGCAUCAUUCCCGAAGGGGUGGAAGAGGCGGAGCCCAUAGACAUGUUCCUUGAAAACAAAGGCGAAACUCUUGUGGUGGAUAACCAAAUGAUGGGCGAAGAAUGCUCGUCGGGAGAACUGUUGAUCCGGACUUUGGAGAAGGGGGCGUCUGUCGUAGUAGCAGAACUUAGAGAAGGACCAGUCACCACUCGAGGUCGUAAAGAGGAGAGAGAUUCAUGGGGAGCGAUAGUAAGACCGAAGAAGGAACUGAUAGCAAUGGCGGUUGAGGGAGGCCGAAAAGCCGUGAUGAGGUUAGAUGAUGAUCCGCGAAUGACCACGGAGGAGUUAAUCGAGGCAAGGUGUCAACAAGUCCUUCAGAACGAAGAGGUCAUGGAAGACAUCGCCAACCGGGUAUUAGACAGCAGAAUGAGGGACAAAGCAAGGUGGGACCAGGGUUGGGGCAAUGGCUUGGACCAACUGAGGUUGGAAGGCAGGAUGACUUGGGAGUUUGCGGUAAUGGGUUUGUGUGACAAUGAGAAGGAUUGUCAGGAGCAUUGUACCAUAGUUUUUGACGGGGAAAUAAUGGGAUCAUCACAAAACGGGGCAUUUGCAUAAGGGAGGGAAAUGUAUAAAUGAUGGUAUAAUGCGA
Messenger RNA from Chara braunii, 3524 nucleotides. The record is from the annotation of a GenBank genome assembly. Lineage: Eukaryota; Viridiplantae; Streptophyta; Charophyceae; Charales; Characeae.